CCUUGCUUCCAAACGGCCACCUCCCAAAAACGCUCGAUGCCCCGUGCAGCCUCAAAAGGCGAUGAAGCGCCCGCCGACGCGGGCGACGCGCCGGCGUCUACAUUCACGUUCCCGGGCGACUUCCCGCCGGAGCUGCUCGCGCGGAUCCUGGCGCAGUUGCCAUACGAGGACGUGCUGCUCGGCGCGCAGCGCGUGUGUAAAGGUUGGAAGCGGAUGGUGGAGAGCGACCCGGGGCUGCAGACAAGGAUGUUCAGGCGGGCGAGUGGGGUGUAUCUUGAUGUCGGCGUGGACGCGGCGGAGAUCGUUGCGGGGAGCGAGCCUGUUGUGUUCCACCCGCUUGUCCUGCUCGUGUCGUACAGCCUGGGCGGGGCCGGCGCGCCGCGGCCGUGUGUGUACCUGCACGUGAAGCCCCUACAGCUGUUCGCCGCCGUGCCCGGCUCGGGCGGGCGUGUGCUCGCCGCCCAUCCGACGCCCGUGGAGGCAAUGGUGCAGGGCGUGACGUACGUCGUGGGCGGCUUCGACGAGGACGAGGACGAGGAUGAUGAUGACGCACUGGUUGAUGACGAGGCAUUCCAGCGGCUCCUUGCCUACAACGCGGCCCGGGUCCGGGGCGCGGGGGACCUCGACGAUGAUGGCGAUGAUGACGACGCCGACGACGAUGCCAAGAGCAACAAGGACGGAGAGGGGCUGCAGCUGGCGUCGUUCAUGGACGCCUUCCACGGCGACGAGGACGAGAAUGACAAAGACGAGAAGGAGGAGCUGGCGGCGUACGCGGCGGCGGACGAGCUCGCGACGAUACCCACAGUCUACACCGCCACACUGAUCGCGGAGACGGAAGACGAAGCGGAAGUGGAUGUCAAGGUGGAGAACCCGAAGGGCAUUACUGUCCGCGACAUAUUUGACGCGCUCGAGCGGGCCGCGACGCGGGAGGUGCAGACGGUGGAGGGCUCGAUGCCUUUGCACGACGCGGUGCAUGGUGGGGUUUACGAGGGGCUCACGCAGGUGGAGCGCAAGGGCCGCCAUCUCAAGGCGUAUGUUGUGUUCGGGUCGUGA
Messenger RNA from Mycena indigotica, 1053 nucleotides. RefSeq lists its product as uncharacterized. The record is from RefSeq and is a predicted model, not a curated record. NCBI's taxonomy places the organism in Eukaryota, Fungi, Basidiomycota, Agaricomycetes, Agaricales, Mycenaceae. Gene Ontology annotation, molecular function: protein binding. The transcript is spliced from 5 exons. The coding region runs from base 37 to 1053 and encodes 338 amino acids.